AAGCCCUGCCUAACUGGCCUUUUUCAGGUGGAAGGAGGCAGAAUGCUUCUCAGAAAUGAGAAAUUAUGGCUUGGCUUCCAUCUUUCCACAUUCCAGAAAGUUUGGCAUUGCAUUGCAAUGUAAUAGCCUUUAACGGUUGCAUUUAAACGCUUCGUGUUUUCUCGUAUUCCACAUUUCCAUGCUUCAGCCCUGAGGGGUGUGUGGUGAUCCAUACAGUGCAACUAGGGUCCUAUACAUCAUUAAAGCUACAAUCUUAGAACCUUUCCCAGAGCAACUUCUAUUGAACUCAGUAGGCUUUUGAGUGGGCCUGCAUAGUGCACUGUUAGUUGGAAGUUAGUUCUGCUGCUUUAGUGGAAAAGACUUCCUAACAAAUUGUAUGCAUGUGGAUGUAACCAAGUCCUGGCAUAUUUGUAUUUCUCUGUGAAAGUGUUAGGUGAGUCACACAUUAGCAGGAAGGAAAUGUUGACGAUUUUCACAGGAACAAGCAUCAACAAGAAUGAGAGCACAGAAGACAUCUUUGCUCUUUGCUCCCGUAAGAACAGACGGCUCUUCACUGGUUAAUGGUCGUAAUCCUGCAUCGCCAUACGUGAAAACUGUGAGUGCACUUGGGAGAAGCUGCCUGUGCUUCUUUUCCAUCCAGGAAGCUGCCUAAGACUGGUUGACAACAACAGCCGAAUAAUACUCUUACAGUUAUUAUUGUGUUACAUUUUCAUAGUGGUUAACUCUGGACCUCUUGAGAAGUUCAGGUGACCUUUGAGAGCAGAAAAAGAACCGGGAAGCAUUUCUGGUCCAGCUGGCCUGAUCCUCACGCACAAGAUACAACAAAACGAGUUUUCCAGUGCCAGUGAGCAAGUAAUUCAGUGGUGAAACCUCGCAAAUAAUGCAGAGAUUUCCAAAAGGGGUUCUUUGGGGCUCACGGACACCUAACAGUGGGAUUCAGGAAAAACAGGUGCUAUGAGACUUUCUGAGUGUGAGCCUGGUGAACUAUUUUAACUAGAUUCCAUGUUCUAAGGCCUGGCUGGAAAAUAAGGGCCGCCACAGCACACUGGAUAAGUAAGACUUGAGGGGUCAGCUUAAGGAAUAACAUCCCUACGCCAGAGUAAAGCAACUUUCUAGCUGUUAGUAUGGGCUAAGCAUGAGCAAGGUAAUGGCUGACAGGAAGCUGAACACAACAGAAAUGGAUUCAAGAUGUCUCCCAUUGGGAAAGUGCCUCCUGAGCUGUAGCAAUCUGCCAUGCGCCUUGGCGGGGAAUGUUUUCGGGUGGCAUGGCUGGAAGCAGGUUACAGGGAAUAAAGCAAGGAAGCUCCAAAGCUGCAAACAGGCGCAACCGGCGAAGCUUAAGGAUUUUCAUUUCCUCCCAUGAGAGUUGCCUUUGGUGGCUGAGAAGAUCAGUUUGUCUCCAGAACUAGCCAUGUAGAAGAUGCCGUCAAACAAAGGAGCAGGAUUGUGCCUUAAUACCUUCUAAGUAGAUUACCUUAGCAUUAAGUUUGUCCUUGUGUGCUUCUAGUUACAGACUGAUUAUUUUCUUGCCUCGCCACGCAUCAGAGUGCUCACUCGGAGUAAAGAAGGUAAGAAAAUUGAUUACAAUAUUGUGCUUAAAGCAAGUAUAGUGCUAGAAUAGGAUAGCAUAUUAAGGGAGAUUUCAAGAGGCCAUGCUUAGCUUGGUUAUUCUGUUCCUACCCUGCCUUUUAAGGCAAGCCUUCAUAAGGAGGCUUCUAAUCAGCUUGCUAAAACACGAUUACCGUACAUUCCAUCUGGAUAUAUCCAGCACACUCAAUCUUUUUAUUUACAUUGAUGGGUUUUUUAAAAGCUUUAUCUUCCUAUAUGUCCAAGCAGUUGGUAUGACACCCACCUUCCUGAACCUCCUUCCAAGAGCACCGUUGGGUUUUUUUCCAGAAAGAAAAGGAAAGAAGCAAACCUGUUUAAAUGUCCAGUUGUCUGGAAACCCUGCUUAAACAUAUGGUGGAUACAUACUCCCACUGUAAUACCAAGGUGUUUUUCUUGCUUAAUGUGGCUGUGCUUUUCUUGAGAUUAAAAGACUUGUCCUGCCUUCAGCUGUAGAGUAUAUAUUAUUUAAGAUGCUGUUAAGUACCAGGAAAAGCUUUCUGCCACUCUUUGUAGCAUCUGCCUGUCUUCUUUUCUACUCUCUGCCAGCGCUCGCAACUAGCAACCAUGUGUGACCAGACCUUUUUGGCCAAUGUAUUUGGCCCAUGUGACAAUUGUUCCAAAGAGAGGCCCCUUCGGGAGAUUUAUCGCAAGUCUGAAAAACUCAGCUACUGCUCGCUCUGUGUGGAAAUGAUGGCAACCGAGGGGCUGCAGGAGAACGAGACCCUGGCCUCGCUGAAGAACGAGGCCGAGAGCCUCAAAGGCAAGCUGGAGGAGGAGCGAGCCAAGCUGCACGAUGUGGAACUUCAUCAGGUGGCGGAGCGAGUGGAGGCUUUGGGUCAGUUUGUAAUGAAGACACGAAGGACGCUGAAAGGACAUGGCAACAAAGUGCUCUGCAUGGACUGGUGCAAAGAUAAGAGGAGGAUCGUCAGCUCUUCUCAGGAUGGGAAGGUCAUUGUUUGGGAUGCCUUCACAACCAAUAAGGAGCAUGCUGUGACGAUGCCUUGCACUUGGGUGAUGGCAUGUGCUUACGCCCCAUCAGGAUGCGCCAUUGCUUGUGGUGGCCUGGACAACAAAUGCUCCGUUUAUCCACUGACGUUUGAGAAGAACGAGAACAUGGCAGCCAAGAAGAAAUCAGUCGCCAUGCAUACCAACUACCUGUCGGCUUGCAGCUUCACUAACUCAGACAUGCAGAUCUUGACUGCUAGUGGGGAUGGCACUUGUGCACUCUGGGAUGUCGAAAGCGGGCAGCUCCUGCAGAGUUUUCACGGCCACGGGGCAGAUGUCUUGUGCCUGGACCUCGCUCCCUCCGAAACCGGGAACACGUUCGUGUCGGGGGGGUGUGAUAAAAAAGCCAUGGUCUGGGACAUGCGGACUGGCCAGUGUAUUCAAUCCUUUGAAACCCACGAAUCGGACAUUAAUAGUGUCAGGUACUAUCCAAGUGGAGAUGCCUUUGCGUCCGGCUCGGAUGAUGCCACGUGCCGUUUGUAUGACCUCCGAGCAGACAGAGAAGUGGCCAUUUAUUCCAAGGAGAGCAUAAUCUUUGGGGCAUCCAGUGUGGACUUCUCUCUUAGUGGCCGCUUGCUUUUCGCUGGUUACAACGACUACACCAUAAACGUGUGGGACGUACUGAAAGGGUCACGGGUAUCUAUUUUGUUUGGCCAUGAGAACCGCGUUAGCACUUUGAGGGUCUCGCCUGAUGGGACGGCGUUCUGCUCUGGAUCGUGGGAUCACACUCUGCGAAUCUGGGCUUGAUCUACAGCGCUGUUUUCAAAUAUGCAUUAAAAUUGACAUCGUGGGAUAAAACCCCCAAGUGAAAAUUCAAUUUUGGGGGGGAAAAGCUACCACAAAGAUACAAAAUGCAACAAGGUGAUAUUCAAAAGAUUAUUGAAUGCUACAUUGUCAGUGUUUAUCAUGUUGUUGCCCAAACACAAGUACUCUUAGCUAGAAAAGGUAAAUAUUAUUUUAUCAUAUGGGUGGUGGUGGGGGAAAAUCUGUGUGUGGUAUAAUAAUAAGCUGUUUUUAUUCUGUUUUUGAAACUACCUUUUUUCUUAGAAAUAGUUUAAUAAUUUUAAAGUCAGACUUCUAUUGAAAUGACCUGUAAAACAGAAUUUAGUAUGAUAGUGCACAUUAUCUAAUAUAGGUAAUAUUUGCAUGACAUUCCAUUUCUUCCUAAAAAUCAACGUGGAAAUAAAACAGACUCCAGCUUUUUAUCAGGGUAUCUACAGGCUCAUUUGCACAUUCCACAGAAGCAGCAAGAGAGAAAAUUUGAGUCACACUCUUCCAUUCCCCAACCCUCUGGACCUGACGUAUCAAAAGGAGAUCAAAAGCGAUAGGUGUAGUGUUUGCCACCUUCAGCCUGAUACCCACUGGAUGUGUUGUGCUGCAAGUCUCAUCAUUCCCAGCAAGCAUGGCAUGAUGGGAAUUGCAGUCCAGCAUGCCUGGAGAGCACUAGGUUGGGAAAAGCCGAGUUAGUUUGCCAGAGUGAGACUGGGGUUGACUCUCUACCCAGCUGUGGGUCUCUUUAGGGGGUCUUGGCCUGGUCACUCCCUCUUAGCCUAGCCUACCUCACAGAGUCGUUGUGAGAAUAAAGUAGGGUAAGGGGGAUGAUGUACACUGCCUUGAACGUGUUGAAGGAAGGGUGGGGAAAAGUAAUGUAUUCUGAUGAGAAAGGACACAACCCACGUGCGGGCCAGGGUGUUGGCAUGCGCAUGAGGCAGUGGCACAGCACGCCGCCUCUUUCUGCCACGGGAGACUCCAGUACAUGGGAAGAGAAAGCCCGGCACACUCAGCCCUCAGCCCUCUUCCUGCUUUUCUGGAAUGUACAACUCAGACCUGACUCUUGAAACAUUCCUCAGUUGAGCACUAAAUGCAAAGCUAAAAAAUAAAGUGCAAUUCAGGAUAAUUGAGAUCAGUGGGUUUUGGGGGCGUUUGUUCCUCUUGGGUGGGAGAUAUGGAUUUUGCCCGGUGUUGUUGAUUGUUACUUGACCUUGUAACUGAGUUGGAAAUUAGGCCACUGUGGACUCCAGCUCCCAUCAACCCUGCCAGCAUGGACACUGAUUAGGAAUAAUGAGUCAUAGCAGAGCAACAUGGGUGGGGACCCAGGUUUCCCACACCUGAGCAAGGGAUAGAUCUUUCAAAUACUUAGGUCCAAGAAUGUAAGCAAGGACACUAUUCCCCCGUCUCUUAACCAUGCCUAAGAGAUCGCAGAAACACUGGUGUUUAUUGCAACGCUUCGCUCAAUCAAACCAUCAUGCAAUCCUGUACAUGUCUACUCAGUGGUAAAAUCCAUUGAAUUCACUGGGACUUACUCUUAAGUAAAUGUGUAUAGGAUUCUAACCUUAACGAAGUUAGCAUUUUUGUAAGUAUUUCCAAGAUCAGUUCCUACAGAGUCAACAAAUUAAUCUGCUUGAAGGUUCUAGAUAUUAUAUAAAUGUCUUGUGUUUCUUUCUUUUGGUAAGAAAAAUUCUUUUUAUUUUUAAAAUGUUUUUAGAUUCAGCAGUUUAAUUUAUGUAUUUAAUAACUGAAGUGGCUUUUCAACAGAAAGCUAAAUUGAAGCAAAUAGCAGUUUUAUAUAUGUGUUUGUGAGAUACUAGUCAGAAAGUUCCUUGGAAAGAUUAAAUCGUAUCACUGGAGCUAUUUUAAAUGCAUAACAUAAUAGUAUGUGCUGGGUACCAACCAGACCUAUUUAUGAGUUAGCCACACUGGAGUCACCUGCACUGAAUUUAUGUAAACGUGAGAUUUUUCAUGACCAAUGGACAUGAAUGGCUCCAUGGCAAAACAAGGUCUGCUAAGGGGAAUUCAUAUGCAGAUGGACCUAGUAAAGAUCUGUGCACCCCAGCUGGUUUUAAGAGAAUGUAUGAACUCCGGCUGCUCAGACACGCAGGAGCUCCAGAUGGAAAAGGGUAGAAGAGGAGGGAGAAAACAGCUGCUCCAUCAUCUUCUGCCUCCCUGCAGGUUGCAACCCUGCCUACCAAGAGCAUGGAGCGCUAAAUGAUCAUCAGAGUUAUGUGUCCCUUGAUAGAGAAAGCUUUCCCACUCUUCUGCACAGCCUUUGAUGGGUAGACACACCCAGUGCAAACUCAACUGUGCUGCAGACAAGUUGAUUCUCCCCUGCCUCCAUGAGCUCACCCUGGGAGAGGAAGCAUGUUUGUUCUGAAUGCUGUGAGGGCUGAAGGUAUUGCUUAAACCAGUGCAUGUGCUCUUCAAAAGUUCUGUCUAUGUGCAGGAGUGGAGAACUUCAGCCAUUCAGAAGGUUUGACUUGCAGCUCCCAUCCUGUUUCGCCAUGGGCUAUGCUGGUGCUGAUGGAAGGAAAAGGUCAAAAUUUCUGGAGGGCCACAGGUGGCCAGCCUGGUGUUAGGGAGAUCUUCUGAGAUGAUAGAAACCAUGUCUUACAUUUGCUUCCAUCCUAGAAUGAAAUUACUGGCCUUUGGUAGUGGUAGAGGAGCAAGCAAACAGAAAUUUGCUAGCCAGACGGUCCGUUUUUGUUUUUAUGGUAAUAUUCAUUUAGAAGGGUGCAAAUACUUAAACCAGAUGGUUAUUUUGUUCUUGAAGAUUUCUAGCUGUGUAAGCCAAGACGUAAUAUAGGUGAUGUUCCAUCAUUACACGGGAACAUCUCAAAUCUUCUACAACCCUUAAUGGUUCACUGCCCUCAUUUUCUGUUUUGAAGACUGUGCUUUGCAACGUCCGUGGCAAAUUUACGCCUGCAACCAAUUCAAUGCACUAUAAAAACUGUAAAUGUUAAGAGCUCAUCGUGCAAUACCAAGUUGACACGCUGCACACUUGGGGUUAGGCAGUAUUUAUUGAUGAGAUGUUUUGAGUUUUGAAUGGAAUACAUUGUGUUGAUACUUGUGAGUGGCCUCACUAUAAUAAAUUGUAUUUUACAUACUGUGGGA
Messenger RNA from Varanus komodoensis (Komodo dragon), 6501 nucleotides. RefSeq names its product G protein subunit beta 5 (gene GNB5). Lineage: Eukaryota; Metazoa; Chordata; Lepidosauria; Squamata; Varanidae. Gene Ontology annotation, biological process: G protein-coupled dopamine receptor signaling pathway; G protein-coupled receptor signaling pathway. The transcript is spliced from 12 exons. Gene Ontology annotation, molecular function: protein binding; signaling receptor complex adaptor activity. The record is from RefSeq and is a predicted model, not a curated record. The coding region runs from base 2173 to 3360 and encodes 395 amino acids. Gene Ontology annotation, cellular component: cytoplasm; heterotrimeric G-protein complex.